Prionailurus viverrinus (fishing cat) is the source of this 3707-nucleotide messenger RNA. It is a transcript of the gene PRPS2, whose product is annotated as phosphoribosyl pyrophosphate synthetase 2. The coding region runs from base 65 to 1021 and encodes 318 amino acids. Gene Ontology annotation, biological process: ribonucleoside monophosphate biosynthetic process; purine nucleotide biosynthetic process; 5-phosphoribose 1-diphosphate biosynthetic process. NCBI's taxonomy places the organism in Eukaryota, Metazoa, Chordata, Mammalia, Carnivora, Felidae. The transcript has 7 exons. Gene Ontology annotation, molecular function: magnesium ion binding; ribose phosphate diphosphokinase activity. The record is from RefSeq and is a predicted model, not a curated record. Gene Ontology annotation, cellular component: cytoplasm; ribose phosphate diphosphokinase complex.
CCUUGGUCGACAGCCGCGCUUUCCCGCUCGCGUCGCAGCCUCCGGUGCCACCGCCGCCUCCGCCAUGCCCAACAUCGUGCUCUUCAGCGGCAGCUCGCACCAGGACCUGUCCCAGCGCGUGGCCGACCGCCUGGGCCUGGAGCUGGGCAAGGUGGUCACUAAGAAGUUCAGCAACCAGGAGACCAGCGUCGAGAUCGGUGAGAGCGUGAGGGGCGAAGAUGUCUACAUCAUCCAGAGUGGCUGUGGAGAAAUCAACGACAACCUCAUGGAGCUUCUCAUCAUGAUCAACGCCUGUAAGAUCGCGUCAUCUUCCAGGGUGACUGCUGUGAUCCCGUGUUUUCCGUAUGCUCGACAAGACAAAAAGGACAAGAGCCGUGCUCCGAUUUCUGCGAAACUUGUGGCCAAUAUGCUGUCAGUGGCUGGGGCAGAUCACAUCAUCACCAUGGACCUGCACGCCUCUCAGAUCCAGGGAUUCUUUGACAUCCCCGUGGAUAAUUUGUACGCGGAGCCCGCAGUCCUGCAGUGGAUCCGGGAGAACAUCGCCGAGUGGAAGAACUGUAUCAUAGUUUCACCCGACGCCGGGGGAGCCAAAAGGGUCACCUCGAUUGCGGACAGGCUGAAUGUGGAAUUUGCCCUGAUUCACAAAGAGAGGAAGAAAGCAAACGAAGUGGACCGGAUGGUUCUGGUGGGCGACGUGAAGGACCGCGUGGCCAUCCUCGUGGACGACAUGGCGGACACGUGUGGCACCAUCUGCCACGCUGCGGACAAGCUACUCUCAGCUGGAGCCACCAAAGUUUAUGCUAUCCUGACGCACGGGAUCUUCUCUGGGCCAGCUAUUUCCAGAAUAAAUAAUGCCGCCUUUGAAGCUGUUGUGGUCACAAACACCAUUCCGCAAGAGGACAAAAUGAGACACUGUCCCAAGAUUCAGGUUAUUGAUAUCUCGAUGAUCUUGGCAGAGGCGAUCCGAAGAACACACAACGGUGAAUCUGUGUCUUACCUGUUCAGCCACGUCCCGCUAUAGAUCCCGGACGUGGGGUACGGAGCAGGCCUGUUCUGGCUGCUGGCUUGUGUGCAUUUGUCUCUUCUUAGUUUUAGGACUCAGCAAUUAUAGGAUAAUGCAAAAAGCAUUCGAUCUUUGUAUACCGCAGGAGCCAUGGUUUUUCUCCUCCUCAAGCUCAAGACCAUUUAUUUCCAGUUUGGGGUGAGGGUGGUGGUUAUUUCAUCUUGUUAAGUGAACUGUCAUUAAUGAGCUAUGUUUUGUCAUCCCGACUUGUUCUAGUAGGUGACCUUUUUGUUUUUGUUUUUUUUUCUUCAGUAUUUUGAGGCCACAACUCAAAAUAUAUAUAAUUCCACUGUGUAAGUUCAUAGUUUAUAUAUUUUGAGGUUGCCAAAGGUGACUUCAGAUUAAAGCCUUCUGUGUAAAUAAUGAUAAUGCCUAUGGACAUUUGGGUAAAACCCUGUAUACAGAAUUAGCCUUUUACUUCGGAGUGAAUCUUAGAAAAUUUAUAAUACCCUGAAUUUUGAUUUUUUUUUUUUUAAGUAACCAGAUGUCAAAUGAACCAUUGUGGUUAUUGUGCUUAAUUUGACCAAAUUUUAUGUGGCUUAAGAUGGCCACGGACACGUUUACCUUUUGAUAAACGUUAGCCGUAUCAGAGGCAAUGUAGUUUGGUGUCUUUUUUGUUAUUGCCACUUCUGAAAAACAUGGUGUAACUAUCACUUACCUGCAGUGUCACGUUCUGAAAUUGCAAAAUUUGUGUUUGGCAACAGAUCUGAUUGAGAAAGUGUCGAGAUAGACCCUGUGGGCUGACUGGUGGCCCUCACGCUGUGCUCUGGCCAUCCCAGGGGGACAGCUCUUUGAGCGGCUCCUGUCCCGCCAUCUUAUUUUACGGCCUGUUUUUAGCUCUAGCUUUCACGUUGCCUUUUUUGCGAGAAUUUCAUGUUGUGGGGUUCCACCAAAGCACAGCCUCCCCUAAGCCCCCUCAAACGCACUAGUCUGAUUGUUAUUUUGUUUUUAACAUAAUAAAAAGGUGAAUUUUUGUGACAGCCACCAAAUGAGUAGUUGAACAUUCCAUCCUUCAUUUGAAUUUCAUAUGCCUUUGCCUCAAAAGUAGCAAGUCUCCUAGUCAACUGAUUAUUUUAACUAAAACUGUUAAAUGAAAAAUGUGGGUAAGGCUGAUGACAAAAAGCACAAAUAAGUAAGCAUUAAUUGCUCUAUUAAGAUCAUGUCAACACGGUGGCAGAUGCCUCGCGGAGGAUGUUGUGACUUUUGUUAGAUGCACCUUGGUGCACAACCACCUGAAUUUUUCAGCCCCGAAAGAGGAGAAUCUGCCUCAGAGACAAAGCCCUGGUUAUAGUAACAGUCUCUCCCUCUGCCCAAUCUCAAAACUCAAAGAGAGGAGACCCUCUGCUCUAAAUUCUGCAGGUGAGAAAAUCCGAUCUUUAAGUCAUUAAGAGACUUGAACCACAGUCUUUAAGCUUUCAGACUUCACUGCAGCAGAGGUCGAGAUUUAAAAUUUUUUUUUUUUUUAACGUUUAUUUAUUUUUGGGACAGAGAGAGACAGAGCAUGAAUGGGGGAGGGGCAGAGAGAGAGGGAGACACAGAAUUGGAAACAGGCUCCAGGCUCUGAGCCAUCAGCCCAGAGCCCGACGCGGGGCUCGAACUCACGGACCGCGAGAUCGUGACCUGGCUGAAGUCGGACGCUUAACCGACUGCGCCACCCAGGCGCCCCAUGAGAUUUAAAAGGAUCAUUUCGGUCAGUGCAUUGUGCUGUACCUUAAAAUGGCUUCUGAGAAAACAGUGGUAUUACAGCCUGUUAGCAUCAGCCCUACGAUAUGGACUGGCUCUAUCUAGGAAGAGUUGACUGGAGAUCUGGAAAGAGCCUAUUUCGAUGUAUGUGAUUUUUAGUUUCAAUAAAUGAGUGCUGUCUCUUUCUGGGAAUUCCUACGCACAGGCAACUGAAAAUGUAGCCACGAGUGCGCGUGGGUAGACGGCCUUGGGAUACUAGUGUAGACGCGUUGACGUGACUGCAGAAAGUUGAGUUAAAGGUAAUCAUUUCAUCUUAAGAUGGACUCUAAGAUCUAGAGCUAGUUUUAAAAUCUUCACAUAAAAAAAAUCUGCAUGGUCAUUAUCAUGAACUGAUUGUUUCUCUCAUUUAGCCUCACUUUUUGUUUUCAAGUACUUCUGGUACAUUAACUGAUUAGGCUAGACUUGGCCACACACAGUGGCAAUGUAGUCCUUAACCGUUUGAUGGUUUCACUUCAAGAAGGAUGACGAAGGUGACCUCAGGAGUGGCCCGAUCCCAGAACUUGGGUAUCCCCUGCUGCUUGCCUGGAAACAGCGAAGUGAUGAUGAAUUGAAGUGAUGAUGAAUUGAAGUGAUGAUGAAUUGAAGUGAUGGAUGAAUUGAAGUGAUGAAUGAAUGAGCCCAGUAGAUUGGUUCUGUCCAAUUCUGCUGAACGGGGCUGGACUCCCAUAUAUCCAGCCAAAAGGGGAGUGAGAGAAAUACAGAAAUACCAAAGCUGCUCAUCUUCCAACUUAAAUUAUAUUAAUCAGCUUACGGAUGCUCGUAUUAGAACUUGCCUCUGUUAGAUGUCAACUAGAUUCAAGAAAAUAUAAUUUGCAGUGCUUGUAUUUUUUUAGAAUAUAGGGUUUUAAGAUUGUCCCAACACUGUACUAAACCACAUCAAUAAAAUCAUGCUACUACUUUC